Bombina bombina (fire-bellied toad) is the source of this 1927-nucleotide messenger RNA. It is a transcript of the gene UTS2B, whose product is annotated as urotensin 2B. Gene Ontology annotation, molecular function: hormone activity. The record is from RefSeq and is a predicted model, not a curated record. NCBI's taxonomy places the organism in Eukaryota, Metazoa, Chordata, Amphibia, Anura, Bombinatoridae. Bases 1150 to 1509 code for a protein of 119 amino acids. Gene Ontology annotation, biological process: regulation of blood pressure; blood vessel diameter maintenance. Gene Ontology annotation, cellular component: extracellular region. The transcript has 8 exons.
CAAGAGGCCAGCCAGCCCUGCACUGAGAGGGAUCCUGGUAGCCUGUAAAGCCCAGGUAGCCAGUCAGCUGGAGGCUGCUCAAUUAGCACUUAUCCAUAGUGCUUUAUUCAUUGACAUUUGCUGGUCUCAAGAUGGUCUCUCUACCUCCCUUUUCUUUGUCUCUGCUUAUCCUCCUCUUUUCCCCUUUCUGAUCCAGGUGGAUACUGGUCAUCAUGGCUUGAUAACAUCUCCAGGUCCCUUCUUCCUUCCCGCCAGCUCCAUGUCUUCCCGAUAUCUCUUUGGUGGCAUUGAUUUCCUCCUGGCUCUAUCCAUUAUCUACCCUCUUCAAUCCCUCAAAGUCAGUGAAGAAACUUUCUCCUUGAAGUCUGGAACAGGAAGAGGCCGAGAUCACUGCUGCAAGACCCUAUAAAGUCACAAACAUUAGCGGAGAAGAUUAGAAACACGACAAUGACAUAUGACUUUCAAAAAUCAAAGAGAAGUACAUUCACACCUGAAGUCAUCAACGGCAAAGGACAUCCAUUCAUCUUAAAUUAAUCAAAGUUCUGGUCAAUUCCUAUCUGUGUACUGUUAAGAAUUGCAAUGUAUUACAAGCUAUCAUGUCACCUCUGAAGAACUGUUAUGUCGCUUUGAUGAAUUUCAUAUUUGUCUUCUUUUUAACUCCACUCCCCAUUCUAUCCUCUUUCUCUCAGAAUUAAUCCCAUAGCCACAAGGCUAUGUGCGACACAAGUCAUAUUAAAGGUCUGGAUCCUAAAAUCAAUUUAAUUAGUGCUUCUUGAGGAUUCAUUUUGGUAUUCAUUGCAACGAUCUCAACAUAAUUAAAAUGAGAGCAUGGAAAUGUAGCCAUAAAUUACAAUGAUUCAGCCACUGGUCUCUUCAUUGUACUUAGCAUGGGCAUCCAUACUCUCAUUUUAUUGGUAAUAUUCAAGAUAGAUUGACAUAGGUUUGACGUCAGAAAUUCACUCAGUUCAUCUGUCAGUUUUCCAAGAAGUGAAUAACGAUGACAGGAUGAAUUAUUUUCAUUGGGCGAUUUUGGGAGAUGACACAACAGCUACUCUUGAAACCAUUUAAAAGUGAGCUCAGCUACAUGAGAUUCACAUUUAAAUCUUCAGCUCUCAACACUGCUAUUGCAGCCAGAGCCGAUACUAUAACAUGGACAAAAUAUUUUCUUUUCAUCUGUGCCUUGGAACACUGACAUUCCUAAUUGUGAUUUCCAUGCAGUCUACACAAGCCAAACCUUAUUUGUUACAAGAUAAUGAACUAUUUCCUGAGAAAGAUGAGAUGAAUCAGCAGGACAUGUUGCUUACAUUCCUCUUGAAUAAACAUAUUCCAUUAAGAAGACCAUCACAUUUUGAAGUUGAACUUGAAAACAAACUGGAACAACUGGAAAAGCUGGAAAAACUAAAGGAGCAGUUUUUGGAAGGGAAGUCUGCAGAUGUAUCCUAUGCUGUGGACGGACUGUCAUCCUCACAUCCUAACAAACGAGCUUGCUUUUGGAAAUACUGUGUGUGAAAAGCAUCAAGGAGAUUCAGUCUAUGAAAUAAUAUUAUUAUUAUUAUAAAAAACAAGACAAACUAUAGUUAUUUUUUUAGCAAUGUUUGUUAUUAAUUUGUGUAUUGCUGAUGUUCAUUAUAGUAGAAAAAGUAAAUGGAGAAAUUUGGCUAUUAAACUUCUGGUUCAAGAUCUGCAAAAAGUAUUCUGGAGUGGAGCAUCGCUUGUCCGUUUAAUUGGAACAGAUUUUAUUUAUUGAUGUGCUAAAAUUGAAAUUGAAGUGUUUAAAACUCAGCUGCAAUAACACGUGUAUAGUUUUUUUUCUAGACUGUAUAUAUUAUGCUAUGUAUUAUAUUUAUUUGUCAGAGAGAAGUAAUGAAUGAUUAUUUUUUUGCCUUAGUUGAAUAAAAUUUAUAUAUAGCUAUAUGUAUAUAAAUAA